AUGAUGUACGACGAUUUCGAACAGCUACUGGACCUCAAAGUUCGCGCUACGUUUCGUAAGUCCCGUGGAGAGUGGAAUGAAGCCGAUGACGAAUGGCGGAUGGCAAAGGCUCUUAUUCUCUAUACAACACGUGAGGGAGCACUUGUAUCGCUCGAGUUUGUGAGCGAUACGCAAGAAGAGCGAGACGUCGGUUGGUACAUUGAGAAGUUGAGGCGGGAAAUUCCUGCCAAAAACCUAGGUGUCCCGCCAUACGUUCAGCUCCAAAUGUUGCGGGAUGCUGAAGUGUCUGCCUUCAACGCAGAACUGUAG
This is a messenger RNA of Pyrenophora tritici-repentis Pt-1C-BFP, 309 nucleotides long. The record is from RefSeq and is a predicted model, not a curated record. NCBI's taxonomy places the organism in Eukaryota, Fungi, Ascomycota, Dothideomycetes, Pleosporales, Pleosporaceae.